This is a messenger RNA of Musa acuminata AAA Group (dessert banana), 2014 nucleotides long. RefSeq names its product protein DOG1-like 3. Gene Ontology annotation, molecular function: sequence-specific DNA binding. NCBI's taxonomy places the organism in Eukaryota, Viridiplantae, Streptophyta, Magnoliopsida, Zingiberales, Musaceae. Gene Ontology annotation, biological process: DNA-templated transcription. The coding region runs from base 12 to 830 and encodes 272 amino acids. The transcript is spliced from 2 exons. The record is from RefSeq and is a predicted model, not a curated record.
UCGAGUGCACCAUGAGCUCCGCCAACGAGAACCAACAACGCGGAGAGGAGACGGCUGCAGCCCGCAACGAGCCCCGCGCCCCUGAGCAUUUCGCCAAGUUCUUCGAGUGCUGGCUCGCCGAGCAAGAACGCGACCUGCAAGUCCUCCGUACCGCAGCCGCUUCCGCCGGCGAGGAGCUCCGGCUUCGACCCCUCGUUGACCGGGUCCUCGGCCACUACGAGUACUACUACUGCGCCAAGGCCGCCUCCGUCCGCCGCGACGUGCUCCCCAUGUUCAACCCCACGUGGACGUCCUCCACGGAGAACCUCUUCCUUUGGGCCGGCGGCUGGCGGCCCACCAUGGCUUUCCACCUCCUCUACUCCAAGUCCGGCCUCCAGUUCGAGCCCCGGCUUCUCGAGCUGAUCGUCGGCAACCCCACGCGCGACCUGGCCGACCUAAGCCCCGACCAGCUGGAGCGCAUCGAUGGGCUCCACCGGCUGACGGUGCGGCUGGAGAAGGAGAUAUCUGAAGAGGAGGCGCAGGUGCAGGAGUCGGUGGCGGACGCACGGAUGGUGGAGCUGACGCAUGCGUUGGCGGAGUCAGAGGAGGUAGAAGCCGAUUCCAUGGAGCAGGAGAUGAAGAGGAAACGGGACAGGAUGAACGAGGUGUUGCAGAGGGCGGAUCAGCUGAGGCUGGAGACGCUGAAGGGGCUGGUGGAGAUACUGAAGCCGGUGCAGGCGGUGCAUUUCUUGAUCGCGGCUGCGGAGCUUCACCUCAAAGUGCACGAGUUUGGGAAGAGCAAAGACGCUGCCGCUGCCGCUGCCGCUGCCGCUACUGGCCGACCAGAGUAAGGCUGGUGUUUAACCGCAUCUUGUAUCUGUUUUAAGUUGAGCAUAAAGCACACUAACUACUACCACUUGUGACAUGUACUUAUGCUUAGUUAGCAUGUAGAACAUUAGCAUUAUAUCCUAAUCCAAUGGAUCCCGUCGGACCCGUUUAUAAUCCGAUCAUGUCCCGGACUCGAGUGCGACAAAUCAUGCACAUAGGCACGUCGAUCGCGAUCCCUCUCCGCGCAUGCACCGUCUCUGCGAAUCGCUACAAGGAAGCUCCCAUCCGUCCCAGAUGCACGCAUCGUUAAAGCCCAUCGAGGCCGUCCAUCACCCAUGGCCACCCGUCACGAUCAACUACAUAUGUCGGCCGGUACACGUUCGUCCCCAUCCCCCACCUCCACCGCCACUGCCGCCGCGCAACUCGCCGCCCAUGUCCUCUCUGGUUCCAUAAAUAACAGAACCCGGCUUCGCCUUCUUUAUCUCUUCAACGGCACCGUCUCUCCGAAACCGUUUCGCCAUCGUCCACCGAUGUCUUUGCGCAGCGACUACGAACAACCCCAAACCCUAGCGGCGUUCUCUCCUCGAUCCGUCACCUACUGCUGCGGAUCUUGUGGGUACGCGUUGAAUCUGAGCUCUUCCGAUCGGGACACCGCCAACAUCGGUUCCAAGUACAGGAAAUCCGCCAAGAAGGGCAUCGUUUCCUUCGUUGCCGUGGACGAGAGCCGGUUCUCGCAGGUCGAGGAGCUCCGUUGCUGGCCCUACUUCGAGUCGAGGCAUUCGUGGGGGUUGCUGAGGAGGAAGACCAAGUUGUCCUGUCGAAAGUGCAAGAACUUCGUUGGCGUCGGACAUUACGACGGCGCCUCCACACAGGCUGGGUCCGAUAGCUCCGUCUCGGGUUCCGGGAACGGCGAGGCGCCGAAGAAGUACUUCAUCAAGAUUAGCGCGCUGCAGCCGCUGGCGUGCGAUGACUGAGGCGUUCCUCUCUCCAGGUGAUGUUUGCUGCCAUGCCGACAUCGGACUCGCUCCUUGAUUUCGUGCAUAUGCUUGUGUGAGAAAGAAGGUGUCAUAUGUCAGGAUCCGGAACACGGUUGUACAAGAUAAUUGGACCCAAAAAAAUGAUGCCUUUGAUCUGUUUGUAGUUUUGCCUCUAAGAGUAAAGCGUGUAAUGUGUGAAUAAGAUGGUACCGAACGAAAGUUGUUGGUGA